Molecule: messenger RNA, 1309 nt
Organism: Saccoglossus kowalevskii
Lineage: Eukaryota; Metazoa; Hemichordata; Enteropneusta; Harrimaniidae
Product: peroxisomal targeting signal 2 receptor-like
Biological process (GO): protein import into peroxisome matrix
Cellular component (GO): cytosol; peroxisomal matrix
Molecular function (GO): protein binding
Source: RefSeq, a predicted model, not a curated record
CCAAAAUGUGUACCAUUUCCACAUUCGCUACAUGACAAGUUCGUAAAAUGACGAGAUGUCGGUGUCAUUUAGAACUGAGAGUCGCCAUGGAUACGCUGUAGAGUUUUCUCCUUAUCUCCCGAACAGAAUAGCAUGUGCUACGAGUCAGCAUUAUGGAUUCACAGGUUGUGGUACAUUGUUUAUACUGGACAUUACGCCAGAUAGAAAAUUAUUUCCAUAUCGCAGCUUUGAUUGGAAUGAUGGACUGUUUGACGUGACGUGGUGUGAGAAUAAUGAAAACUUAGCAGUCACUGCUAGUGGUGAUGGUAGUAUACAGUUCUGGGACAUUUUACAACCAAAGGGACCAAUCAAAGUGCUGAAAGAACAUACCAAAGAGGUAUAUGGAAUUGACUGGAGUCAAACAAGAGACCAGCAUUUCAUUCUGUCUGCAUCAUGGGACAAGUCAAUCAAAUUGUGGGACCCCUCAGGUCACCAAUCAUUAUCAACGUUUCUGGGACAUGAACAUGUGGUCUACAGCGCAAUAUGGUCACCACAUAUCCCAAUGUGCUUUGCAUCAACAUCAGGUGAUCGUACUGUCAGGGUAUGGGAUAUCAAGAAACCACAAAUGGCUAAUCUCGUCAUAGCAACGGGUAACGCUGAGGUGCUGACAUGUGAUUGGAGCAAGUAUGACCAGAACCUGCUAGUUACGGGAUCCGUGGAUAGCCAAAUCCAUGGUUGGGAUCUUCGUAACCCUAGGCAACCAAUAUUUGCACUCUCUGGUCACGAGUAUGCAGUAAGGAGAUUGAAAUGUUCCCCUCACCAUGGCAACAUAGUAGCAUCAUCUUCCUACGACUUCAGUGUCAGACUAUGGGACUUCUCAACACCUCAGAAGCAACUAGAAUGUAUACGACACCAUACAGAGUUUGUAUGUGGUAUUGACUUCAAUCUGCAUAUACCUGGGCAGAUUGUUGACUGUUCAUGGGAUGAGAGAGUUCUGGUUUAUACACCACAGUCACUUCUUGUACCAGGAUGAAUACAUAUUCAAGCUUUUGGGAUUUUAUUAAAUGCAAAUCUUUAUAUUGUGGUGCAAUAUUGAUCGAUAGUAGUGUUUUUUAAUUUAAACAAAAUCACACAAUAUGUAAAUAUAAAUAAGUUUUAUUUGAAAUGUACAUUGCACAAACCAGUGAAUCUGAAGCAGUCUUUGUCAUGAUGUGAUGACCCAUAUACCAUCAGUGAAAUUUUCAGCUUCCACUUUUCGUCAAAAAUAAUACUGGUUUUGUACUAUGACAGUUGCCAUUUUGAAUAAAAGAAAACAAAACAGUUCAAUCCG